GGUACCGCCGGCCCGACAAGUAGUUUCGAGUUCUUCUUCCUGAUUGAGAGAGGAGAGAGAGAGAGAUCUGUGGAAAACGAAAGCGAGAUUUAUCUAUCAUCAUCAGGUGAAAGCAAAAACCCUAAUUUCUACGAUCUCCUCUCCUUGUGUGGUUUCGGUCGAGAAGAAGUCGCCGUAAAACAAUAUGAGUAAGCCAAUGGAGGAGGAUACCAAUCAGGGCAAGACCGAGGAAGAGGAAUUCAACACUGGGCCACUCUCUGUUCUUAUGAUGAGCGUGAAGAAUAACACUCAGGUGUUGAUCAAUUGCCGUAACAACAGGAAACUUCUUGGGCGAGUGAGGGCGUUUGACAGACACUGCAACAUGGUUCUUGAAAAUGUCCGAGAGAUGUGGACAGAGGUUCCGAAAACUGGAAAAGGCAAGAAGAAAGCACUUCCGGUCAACAGAGAUCGUUUCAUAAGCAAGAUGUUUCUACGUGGAGAUUCAGUCAUUAUCGUCCUCAGGAAUCCAAAGUGAGAAAAUGAGAGAGACACUUAAGAGGCAUUGGCAUGUAUGUUACUUUUGUUUGUGCUGAAAGUGAUAAAUUCUUGUAGGUAGUAGUAGUAUCUUUUUAAGUUCAAACACUUGUGAGUCACUUUUUCGUUUAUGUCCUACUUGACAAGAUCUUUAAGGGGUGUUUGUCCCGAAUUCUCAUUUGUGGUCAGUUUA
Camelina sativa (false flax) is the source of this 706-nucleotide messenger RNA. RefSeq lists its product as uncharacterized. The record is from RefSeq and is a predicted model, not a curated record. Gene Ontology annotation, cellular component: small nuclear ribonucleoprotein complex. Gene Ontology annotation, biological process: RNA splicing. Gene Ontology annotation, molecular function: RNA binding. NCBI's taxonomy places the organism in Eukaryota, Viridiplantae, Streptophyta, Magnoliopsida, Brassicales, Brassicaceae.